GGAUACUCGCUUCCUCGUUCAAUUUUAUACUUAGUCGUCGCAGCUUUUUCACCUUCUCGGUUCGUCUUCUUCGUGGUCCCGCGGAAGUGACCCUCCUAUUUCCGCAACAAUGGGACGACAACGCGUGAUUGUACCGUGUCUCUUGUUGAAUCUUCUCCUAGUCGUUUCACUAAUUAACUUGACCAACGCCGGACACGGAGGACACAAGCACGUGAUAAUUCACGUGCCGUACUAUAUCAAGAAAAUCCAGCACACACACACAAUCACGAAACACAUACACCACGGCGGCGGUGGCGGCGAUAAGUACGAAGUACUCGGAUACACCGUGGGUCACCCGAUCGACCUCGGAGGUCACGGAGGUCACGGCGGCGGAGGACACGAUUUCGGCGGCGGCGGACACGAUUUUGGCGGAGGUGGCGGCGGCGGACACGAUUUCGGCGGAGGUGGCGGCGGACACGAUUUCGGCGGAGGCGGCGGCGGACACGAUUUCGGCGGAGGUGGCGGCGGACACGAUUUCGGCGGAGGUGGCGCAGCACUCAGUUUCGGAGGAGGUGGCGGAGGACACGAUUUCGGCGGGGGUGGCCACGACUUCGGAGGCGGUGGCGAAGGUGAAGGUCACGAGGGUUGGUCAAGUCGUUAGGACGGUUCUUUCUGCAUUAUUGUUACUUUUGGAGAAAACCACCCAGACAGCACCAAAAUUGGAGCAUGAAACAUCUUUAAGAUGUUUUUGACAUGUGUUUUGGAUACGAUAAGAUUUCUUAAAGAUGUUUUAUGUGCCAAUUUUGAACACGGUGCUGUCUGGGUAAAAUUGUCUUUGAGGUAAUCCUUUGAGGUGUACAUCCCCUUAUGUAUCCCCGUUAUCCCGCUGAUAAUAGUGAUACUCUAUUCGUAUAUCGGUUAUGUACUCUUUUUUGUCUAAAUAUUUUAUUUUAUAUUUAUGGCUUUAAAGAAAGCUUCAAAUGUUUUUCUCUUUUAUGUCUCUAGUCUGACAACGUUUAAUCUUCGACAUGUUCUUUCAGCACAAUGUGUUGUACAUAUUGUUAUUUUUGU
Molecule: messenger RNA, 1050 nt
Organism: Nylanderia fulva
Lineage: Eukaryota; Metazoa; Arthropoda; Insecta; Hymenoptera; Formicidae
Source: RefSeq, a predicted model, not a curated record